AUGAAUACGGAAUGGGAAGAGGAGGAAGACGACCCAACUUACAAGGAAGAAUCCACAGUGUUUAGCAGACUUCCUCCGGAGCACGAAGCAUACAAACCAACCAAGCGCGCAGGGUAUAACCCCAAAGCAGAGCAUGAUUAUACCUUGAGCUAUCGUCCUGAGGACAUGGCUGAAAAUUCAAAAUUCAUUCGAGAAAUCGCGUGUGCGGCCAUCGACAACACGAAAUUACCACACAACGUGGGUAAAUACAACGGGUUGACGGACCCAGACGAUCACCUCCAGGUGUUUAAAGGCGCAGGAGCAACAGGCGGAUGGAACUUACCAACAUGGUGCCACCUGUUUGCUCAGACAUUCGUUGGCGCGGCGCGCAUUUGGUUCGACAACUUACCGGCUGGCAAAAUUAAAUCAUGGGUUGAUUUCCGAGAGAAGUUCCUAGCACACUUCUCUCAGCAGCGAAGACAAGCAAGAGAUCCAGGUGAUUGUUUGAACAUAUGGAGAAAAGACUAUGAAAGCGUAGAAGAUUUCAUUACAAGGUACAACAAAGAAUGUUUAGAGAUCGGAGACAUACCAGAAAAAAUGAUGCGCGCACACUUCAUGCGAGCGGUCAAGUGUGACGACCUGGUUAAAAGAAUCAAAGGGCGAGAUGGAGGACCCAAAGACUGGGAAACCUUCAUCGAAGCAGCCAAGACUAUCGCGCAGACAGACAGGCAACUGACCGGUGAUGAUCACCAUACGGGCCAUUUAACCGAUGAUUGCUUUAGCCUAAAGCAAGAAAUCAAAAGAGCUCUAAGAGACGGAAAGCUCGCCCACCUAGUCAAAGGUGGAAAGCGCGAUUACCGCCAGAUACAAAGAAGAGACGAAGGGCCAGACAACAAGAAGCUCAGAAAGUUAGAAACUCACAUGGUGCAAGGAGGUCCAAGGAGACCAAGAAAACAUUACAACAAGCGCGCGCAAGAUGAUUCAUGGCGCGAGAAACAAGUGGUUUUCCCAGUUGUCAGAGGGGGUCCAAGAGAAAAGCGGCCAAUAGUCAUUCCAGGGGUGAUCGGUCACUACCAGACAGAUUACAUCUUCAUUGACCCCGGGAGCACUGCGGACAUCAUAUAUGAACAAUGCUUCAAUCAAUUUGAUCAAGAGGACAAGGCGCGCCUAGAGCCAGUCGAUUAUCCACUAACUGGGUUCUGCAACGAGGCCGUCUUUCCCCUAGGACAAAUAUCUUUUCCAGUGUUGCUUUCAGACGGGAGAAAUUCAAGAACUGAAGAAGUCACAUUCAUGGUAUUGCCAGCGCACUCAAGGCAUGACAUCCUCCUGGGAAGAGAAUCCCAAGGAGAUUUCAGCAUGAUCUGCUCUGCACCACAUUCCGCUGUUGGUUUCCCCACCGAAACAGGCAUUGCGCUGAUAUAUGCCAGCAAGGAAGUUUUAGCAACAGACGAAAUCAGACCAGCCAAAGCAAGCAAGCUAGCACCACGCAUAGAGGCAGAAAAAUGGGUAUUAAACAGCGCAUACCCAGAACAAACGGUCACUCUGGGGCCCGCCAUGUCCGACCUAACGCGCGCGGCGCUCAAGAAAUUACUGCAUGAAAACAUGGACGUGUUCGCCUGGACACCGGCUGGUAUGGUGGGUGUUCCACGGCAUAUAGCAGAACACCGUCUAAACAUCUCCGAAGAUGCAAAGCCAGUGGUGCACGCCAAACGCCACCUAGGCGACAUCAAACACGAUGCCAUGAAAGAACAAGUGCUAGAGUUGCUAAACGCAGGAAUCAUCAGGGAAGUCCGGUACCAAACAUGGGUAGCAAGCCCAGUAAUGGUAAAGAAACCGAAUGGUAGUUGGAGAAUGUGUGUUGACUACAAGGAUCUGAACAAAGCAUGUCCCCGUGACUGCUACGCUUUACCAGACAUAGACGAGAAAAUAGAUUCUUUGGCAACGUUUCGGUGGAAAUGUUUUCUGGAUUGCUACAAAGGGUACCACCAGGUCCAGAUGGCUGUUCAAGACGAAGAUAAAACCGCAUUCCGCACACCAACGGGGCUCUAUUGUUACACCAAGAUGCCGUUCGGCUUAAAGAAUGCGGGCGCAACAUACCAAAGGUUGAUGAACGAAACAUUUAGUGACGCCAUUGGUAAGUACAUAGAAGUGUACAUGGAUGAUCUGGUAAUCAUGAGCAAGGAAGAGAGCGCGAUGCUGGCAAAUAUCCAAAAGACCUUCAACACGCUGCGCAGCGUAAGUAUCAAACUGAACCCAGCAAAGUGCUCAUUCGGAAUGGAAGAAGGGAAGUUCUUGGGCUUUAUAGUCACAAAAGACGGCUUCAAGGUAAAUCCAGAGAAGGUCCAGGCCAUAGAAAGAAUGCCUUCACCGUCAAACAUCAAAGACAUGCAGAAGCUAGCAGGACGAUUAGCAGCACUCAAUCGUUUUCUAGCUAACCACGCUGCAAAAUCCUUCCCAUUCAUCAAGACCUUGCGCAACUGCAUGAAGAAAAGCCAGUUCCAAUGGACUCCGGAAGCAGAAGCUUCCGAUAGGGCAGUCGGGGCCGUACUGCUCGUUGAUCGACAAGGUGUCCAAACACCUGUAUAUUACGUAUCUCGAACCUUGACCGACCCAGAAACCAGAUACGCAAUCAUGGAGAAGCUUGUCCUUGCACUGAUUCACGCGUCAAGAAGGCUGCGCAGAUAUUUCGCUAAUCACGUCAUCCACGUGCUAACAAACUACAAUAUCGGAAAUAUCCUAGCAAGGCCAGAAAUAUCGGGAAGAUUGGCCAAAUGGGCAAUAGAGCUGGGGGGACACAAUGUGGUUUUUAGACCACGUCCAUCGAUCAAAGGCCAAGUCUUGGCAGAUUUUAUGACAGAAGUCCCAGACGACAAAGACAGAGAAUGUAAAGCGAUGGAGAAAGCUGAGAAAAAACAAACUGAAGAGCCAUGGCUACUGUACACAGAUGGUGCAUCCAACGAAGAUGGGGCAGGCGCGGGGCUGAGGCUAGUAAGCCCUGACAAACACGAGUUCACAUACGCCAUACGCCUAGACUUCAAGAGCACAAACAAUGAAGCAGAGUAUGAAGCCUUUCUGGCCGGCUUGCGUUUGGCAAUCAAAAUGGGGGUCCGACACAUCGAAGCACAUGUAGACUCCAUGUUAGUAGCAGGCCAAAUCAACGGCCAGUAUGAAGCCAAGGGCGACAUUAUGGCACUCUAUCUCAACCAAGCGAAGAUGUUGUUACAAACUUUCUAUUCCUACAAGGUACAUCACAUAAACCGCAGCGAAAACAAGCCGGCAGAUGCUUUAAGCAAGCUUGCGUCGACAAGUUUCCAACACCUAGCAAAGGAUGUACGCAUAGAAGUUUUGAGCAACCCAUCUGUGCCACUCAGAGAAGUCAGCGUCAUCCAAACAGGAACCACGUCUUGGAUGACACCCAUAAUCAUGUACUUACAGUCCGGGAUACUUCCAGAGAACAAAGCUGAGGCACGAAAAAUCCAAUACAAAUCAGAACAUUAUCAGAUGGCAGACGGGAUACUGUAUCGAAAGUCAUAUCUCGGCCCGCUGCUAAGAUGUGUUGAUGCCGACGACGCAAAUUAUCUGAUCCGGGAAGUACAUGAAGGCAUUUGUGGUAUCCAUGCCGGGCCGCGAAUGGUAGUGGCAAAAGUAAUGAAUGCCGGAUACUACUGGCCCGGGAUGCACCUCGAUGCCGUGAAAGAGUUGAGAAAAUGCAGUGGCUGCCAGAGGCACGCACCAAAAACCAUGCGCCCCAAAAACGAACUGGUACCAAUAACAACCGCAUGGCCUUUUCAGCAAUGGGGCAUAGACAUGGUGGGCCCCUUCCCAGAAGCUCCGGGGGCAGUUAAGUUCAUCAUAGUCGCGGUCGAUUACUUCACCAAGUGGGUAGAAGCAAAGGCCCUCGCAUCAACCACAUCGGCAGUCGUCAAACGAUUCAUAUGGGAGCAAAUCAUAUGCCGGUUCGGCUUACCCCUCAGAAUCAUCACCGACGACGGAACAAACUUUGCAGCAGAUGAUCUCGAACGAUGGUUCAAAGAACUGAACAUCGAACAUACCUUCUCUUCGGUUGCUCACCCGCAAGGGAACGGUCAAGUCGAAGCAGUCAACAAGAGCAUCGUCGAUGGCAUAAAGAACAAUGCCCAAAACAAGCAACGGAGAAACACCGUUUAG
Messenger RNA from Helianthus annuus (common sunflower), 4146 nucleotides. RefSeq lists its product as uncharacterized. The record is from RefSeq and is a predicted model, not a curated record. Gene Ontology annotation, biological process: DNA integration. Gene Ontology annotation, molecular function: nucleic acid binding; RNA-DNA hybrid ribonuclease activity. The coding region runs from base 1 to 4146 and encodes 1381 amino acids. Lineage: Eukaryota; Viridiplantae; Streptophyta; Magnoliopsida; Asterales; Asteraceae. The transcript is spliced from 4 exons.